AAAGCGGGACAAAAAUGGUUAAAGAUGAUGUCAAAAUGGAUGCUAAAAAAGAUAUAGUAGAAAUUAGUAAAGAAGAUAUCAAAAAAGAUGUCAAAAUUGAUGCUAAAGAAAUUACCAAAGAUGAUAAAGAACUUAGCAAAGAUGAUGUCAAAAUGGCUGUUGAAAAAGAUGCUACAGAAAUUAGCAAAGAAGAUGUCAAAAUAGAUUCCAAAGGAGGCGAGGAAGGAAUUAUCAAAGAAGAUGACAAAAAGGACGAAAAAAAAGAUGAUCAAGAAAUUAAAAAGGAAGAUACUAUAAAGGAGGUCAAAGAAGAUGGUGAAAAAACUAGCAAAGAAGAUGACGUUAAAUCAGAAAUAAAGAAAGAUGAUAAAGAAGAUAAAGUUGAGUCUAAAUUAGAAGAAAAACAAGAUAUUAAAGAUCAAAAAGAUAAAGAAGAAAAAUUAGAAGUUAAAGAUAAGAUUGUACAAGAAGAUAAACUUCCAAAAGAUAAAAUAAACGAUGCUAAAGAAGAAAUGAAAGAAUCAGUGAGCAAAGACAUCAAAGAAAUCAAAGAUGAUGUUAAGGCAGAUCUUAAAACAGAAAUUGAAGAAAAAGUAGACACCAAAACUGAGAUUGAAAAACCAAAAGAUAUCGAAGAUAAAGAAGAAAUUAAAGAACCCAUUAAAGAUAUUAAAGAUCAAAUAAACGAUGAUAUUAAAGACGUAAAAGAUGAAGUUAAUGAGGUGAUUAAAGAUGCCAAAGAAAUUAAAGAAAAAGUUGAUGAGAAGAAAGAUGAUGAAAAAGUUGUUGUUGAAGAUCGUGGCCCAACUCAUCCAAAAGAUGAAUCUAAAGAAGAAAAAGAGAAAACGAUGGUGUCAGAAAAUGAUGCAAAAUCAGAACCUUCAAAAGAUGCUUCAAUGGACUCUACUGAAGAUAUUAAGCAGGAUGCAAAAGAAGUUAAAAUUGAAAAAUUAGAAUUUGAAAAAAUUGAUUCUAAAGAUGUCCAAAAAAUUGAUUCAAAAGAAGCACUUAGUAUAAAAGAUCAUGAAGAUAGCAGAUCGAGUUCUUUAACAGAAUUGCCUGAAAUGUCUUCUGAACAAACUGUUCAAACGUACUGGGAAGCUGAAAUAAUUGAUAAAAUUGAUUUAGGAAGGAAAUCCCUCAAAGAACGGGAAGAUGUCGCGAAAAUAGUCGCAAGCGUAGCUGAGGUGCUAAAAUCUGAUGCUCCAUUAGAAGAAUUUGAAGAAUUAAGAGAAACCCACAUCACAACGUUAGAUUCCCCAGUUGCAGAAUCAAAAAUAAUCAAAGAAGUUAUCCAUGAAGUCGACGAGGAGAGAAGAGAUUCAAAAGCUUCUGAUUUAAUUAAAGAAUCCCAAGAAUUAAUGGCAGCCACUUCACGGAUGAUCAAAGAUAUUAAAACUAAAAGUGAUGACUUAGAGAGUGCUUCUGAUUCUGGAACUGGAUCAUAGAAUGUUGGUUAUUGCUUCCAGUGAAGAUGGAGGUGAAGAAAUCGAAAUUUGCCCGAAAUGAUUCCGAAAGGAGAGUUCCAAAAAAUCAACUCUCGACAUCGAAAUAUCUGAUUAUGAAAAAUAAGAAAUCGAAGUUAGUGUGAAAAAAAUUAUGAAAUCAGAACAAUCAAGAAUAUUUCCAGACAAAUCAGAAAAAUCAAGUCCGGAAGAUAAAGAGAAAUCGCCAUUGCCAGUUUCUGAUUUAACAGAAACAACUAAAGAUAAAAAAUCAGAACCGGAAAGUAAAGAAAUUGCUGAUUCUGGAAGAUCAACCCCAGAAAUAGACGAUGCUAAAAGUUUGGCAACGUUAGAAGCUCCCCAUAUAAAAGCAGCCUCAGAUUCAGGGAGAUCCACCCCUGACACAAAAAGCUUAGAAGAAACCAAACAAAUCGAUGAAGAAAUAAAACCAUCAACUCAAGUUUUGCCCCAAGACCAUGAAAAAAUGCGAGGCUCAAUUACCGAAAUAUCAGAAAUUUUAACUUCAAUAACCGAAUUAAGAGAUAAAUCUUCGAGCAAAGACGAUUCAUCUUGCGAGAAAAUUUCUGAUCAAUUUGAAAAGUCGGGAAAAUCAACGCCGGAUGCGACCUAAUCGAUAAUGUCUGGGAAAUCAACGCCUUAUAUGAAAAACAGAAAACUCGAAGUGUUAAACUCCCGGUUUGAAAGAGUUUGUAAGUUCUGGACAAUCGUUAAAAGACGAACUGAAAGAGGCAGACGAACGAAAUGAUUCGUUCUCGACGAAAUCAGACGAAAUCCUACUUUCUUAUGAUUCUUGUCAAAUCAAAAAUAAAGGAAAUGAGAAAACUGAAAAGACUGAUGAGG
Molecule: messenger RNA, 2306 nt
Organism: Onthophagus taurus
Lineage: Eukaryota; Metazoa; Arthropoda; Insecta; Coleoptera; Scarabaeidae
Source: RefSeq, a predicted model, not a curated record